AUGGACGACCCUGUGGCCGAGAUCCCCUACGUGAUUGCUCUCUUGACCGAGACCCCUCCAUCAUUACAGCUUGCCGCCGUCAACAAGUACUUCACCCCCGAUGCGAGCUUCACCCAUCCCUUCUGCCGCACCGGCUCCUCGGCCCAUUCCCGCUACCUAGUCGAGCGCAUCUAUCGAUGGUACAAGAUCAUGUCGCCGCGCAUAACCGCAAAGGUUCACAGCGUCUCCUUUGACCAAAAGAACCUCGUCCUCUACGUCGGCCUUACCCAAGUCUUUGCCAUCUGGGCCAUCCCUACCCAUCGCUCAGAAGUCUCGCUCGUCACCGUACUACAUCUGUCGCCUCAGAAAGAUCCCGAAGACGAAGGCAGCAUCAAGUACUACAUUUCCAGCCAGAACGACUUGUACCAGACAGAUCAAUUCAUCAAGUUCAUUCUGCCUUGGAUCUCCAUCAUUGUGCCCAUCUGGCAGUUUUUGGCAACCAUUUUCUGUGUCAUCGGCAGCUAUUUGUUUAUCCCCGUCACUUGGUGGGAGGAGCACUUUCAAGAUCAGUUCACAAGGCCGGAGAGACCUCCCAAGUGGAGCGAUGCCAGGUGA
Molecule: messenger RNA, 594 nt
Organism: Aureobasidium uvarum
Lineage: Eukaryota; Fungi; Ascomycota; Dothideomycetes; Dothideales; Saccotheciaceae
Source: the annotation of a GenBank genome assembly